Messenger RNA from Melanotaenia boesemani (Boeseman's rainbowfish), 8393 nucleotides. RefSeq names its product partitioning defective 3 homolog. Gene Ontology annotation, biological process: establishment of centrosome localization; microtubule cytoskeleton organization; establishment of cell polarity. The transcript is spliced from 25 exons. NCBI's taxonomy places the organism in Eukaryota, Metazoa, Chordata, Actinopteri, Atheriniformes, Melanotaeniidae. The coding region runs from base 313 to 4422 and encodes 1369 amino acids. Gene Ontology annotation, molecular function: protein binding; phosphatidylinositol binding. Gene Ontology annotation, cellular component: cell cortex; apical junction complex; apical plasma membrane. The record is from RefSeq and is a predicted model, not a curated record.
UGCUGUUGGGAACCUUCUCCUGCUCCAACAUGUGGCGCACACGCUGCGUCAGUUGUCAGCUGUCCAGUUGUGCGCUCUCUCGGGGGAAAAGCUUUUUGUUUGGAACUUUCUGUAAGUGAGUCAGCGCCGCGCGUGGAGGAAGACGCGCCCCGCUCUCUGGAUCUCUGCGCCGGGCUUCUGUCUUCUUCUCCGGGACACAGACACACAAACUCCGCCCGAGGAUUUACUGGGUUUUAUCUUCACACACCGGGGAUGGUUAUCGCCGUUUUCACGCGGCUUCUUCCACUUUGGGAUUAACGCGUUGGAGGAGAAAUGAAAGUGACGGUGUGUUUCGGGAGGACGCGCGUGGUGGUUCCGUGUGGAGAUGGGAACAUCAGGAUCCACAGCCUGGUCGAACAAGCGGCCAUGAGGUAUAAAAAAGCCAUCGCAAAGGACACCGGCUACUGGGUUCAAGUGCACAGGCUGGAACAUGGAGAUGGAGGCAUUUUGGACCUCGAUGAUAUGCUGUGUGAUGUGGUGGAUGACAAAGACAGGCUGGUGGCAGUGUUUGAGGAACAAGAUCCGCACAACGGAGGCGAUGGUACCAGCGCCAGCUCCACAGGGACACAGAGUCCUGAACCUUUUGCCAGUGAGACGGGCUCAGCAUCGGCCUUCCAGCCCUACCAAGCCAACAGUGAAAUUGAGGUUACUCCGUCUGCUCUGCAAACCAGCAUGUCUCUCAACGUCCGUCGCAGCAGUGAUCCCUCCUUGGCCGGCCUUCCUCCUGGCGGCCUUCCUCCAGGCGAGGUCUUUGUUGGUCAGGAGGAGCCGUCCAGAAAGAACCCAGUUCGCUGGUCCACAGCUGCCGGUUACCAGAAGUACGGCCAUAAGCCCAACACAAGCAGCCUAGAACGAAAGGCUAGAGGAGCCCAUGCCUACCGGAGUCUUCCUCGUGAUGCGAAUGGCUGGACCGCUCAGUUCCAGAGAGAGAUGACUCGAUCCUCCCUGAGUGCCAAUCAUCCGAUGGUGGACCGAUGGCUUGACCGGCAAGAACAGGAGGAGGAAGAAGAGGACAUGAGACAGGAGAGAAGAAUUGAAAGGAUAGAGCCAAUCGGAAGAGCCGACCCUUCACUGGACCAGUCACCUGUGUUCAGUAUUGAAGGCAUGCUCAAGCCAGUCAAAGUGUCCAAUGAAGGAGGGCCCCUGGGGAUCCAUGUGGUCCCUUAUGGUUCGCAGGAUGUCAGGACUCAGGGCUUGCUGGUGAAACGUUUGGAGCGUGGUGGGAAAGCUGAAAAGGAACGUCUCUUCCAGGAGAACGACUGCAUCAUCAAGAUUAAUCAGACAGACAUUUGCAACCUGCGCUUCGAACAAGCCCAGAACAUCUUCCGCCAGGCGAUGCGUUCCCCACUCAUCCUUUUCCACAUUGUUCCUGCGGCCAUGAAGAAGCAGUACGACCUGCUUUCAGCCCAGAGCGAGUUCAGUCCAUCCCAGACAAACCGGGUCCGUUUCAGCCAAGACUCACAGCACUCAGGGGACAGAUCGAGUCAGGCAUCCAGAUCUGGACCGCAGCCUGGCCUCAACCACAACCACCAGGGUCCCCUCGCAGGAAGCACCCCAGAGCCGACUCGACGGUUUGCCACUCCCCAGCUCUUGAUCUCCAGGACCUCCUCUACCUCCUCUCCGACCCUACAGCGUAGGAUAAGCUCAAACCCGCCCAUCAGUUCCUGCUUGAAGAAAAAAGGCAACAGAGUCAACAUCCAGCUAAAGAAAGAUACAGAGGGUCUUGGAUUUAGCAUCACAUCCAGGGAUGUCCCCAUUGGUGGGAGUGCUCCCAUUUAUAUCAAGAACAUCCUUCCACGGGGGGCGGCCAUCCAAGAUGGCCGACUGAAAGCUGGGGACCGGCUGCUGGAGGUAGGCGGAGUGGACGUAAAUGGGAAGAGCCAGGAAGAAGUGGUGGCCCUUCUCCGAGCCACACCCAUGGGAGGGACUGUGAACCUGGUGGUGAUUCGUCAGGAGGACCCCCUGCUGCCCCGAGAAGUGUGGGCUUCAUCUUCAAUUUACCAACUUUGGCAAAAAGAAGAAGAUGAACUGCUGUUGACCCACGAUGGUACAAGACAGAUGUUCAUGACCUAUGAGAUCCCCCUGAAUGACUCGGGCUCCGCAGGUUUGGGGGUCAGCGUCAAGGGGAACCGGUCCAAGGAGAACCACGCUGACUUGGGCAUCUUUGUAAAAUCCAUUAUCAAUGGAGGUGCUGCUAGCAAGGACGGACGUCUGCGGGUCAACGACCAGCUCAUUGCUGUUAAUGGAGAGUCACUGCUCAGGAAGACCAACCAGGAAGCCAUGGAAACACUCCGCAAGUCCAUGUCCGUGGAGGGGAACAUACGAGGGAUGAUUCAGCUCGUCGUGGCUCGGCGGAUGGCCAGAGAUGGCGAGGAAAUCCCUGCCAGCCCUGGAUCGUUGGUGCAUCCUGUUAUCUCUCCUCUGGACAGCCAUGAACGUCGGAUCUCUGACUCUUUCUUCGAGCCAUCGGAGGCCGUGGACAGCGCCCUCACAGCACGGCGGAAAGCGGUCGCACGCAUCGGUCACUAUCAGCUCUCCCCGACUGUCAACAUGCCACAGGAUGACAUAGUGAUGAUUGAAGAUGAUAGUGCACCCCUGCUUCCAGCCCCCCUGUCGGACCAGUCGUCCUCCAGCUCCCACGAUGAUAUGGGUUUUGUUGGAGAGGAACCAGUUCCCUGGAUUCAUGACCUACCUGGUCAGAACGAAUGCUCACUCAGUCCAGAUGCAGAUGCCGACGCUUCUUUCCAGAGGGAGGGCUUCGGCCGGCAGAGUAUAUCCGAAAAGCGGACCAAGCAGUAUGAAAGUGCUGCGCAGCUGGAGAUCAUCAAGACUCGCAAGUCCAAGAGCAUGGAUCUGGGUUCUGCAGAGCAAGAUGUCAGACCGUCUCCGGGUCUGAAAAAGUCCAGCUCACUCGAAAGCCUCCAGAAAGCCAUCGCUGAGGCAACGCAGAACAACGAGAUCACAGUCCAGAGGGUGCACUCGCACAUUGCCAGAGGCCGCGGGUGCAACGAGAGCUUCCGAGCAGCGAUCGACAAGUCGUAUGAGAAAUCUUUCCUCACAUCGAGAGACGAGAACAGCACAGAGACAUUGGAUGAGGACACGGAGGGGAGCUCCCGGUCGGGGCCUGAGUCCUUGUCCGCCAGUGGCGAACUCCGGCCGAACGGCAACCCCUCUACAGACUUCAGGCGGAAGGAUGGAGCCACGGCUGGGCUGGUGGAAAAGAAGAAAGUGGAAAAGGAGAAAGAGAAAAACAAAGCGAAGAAGGGCGUGCUGAAAGGCCUGGGCGAGAUGUUCAGGUUUGGAAAGCACCGGAGGGAUGAGCGGUCAGAUGACAGGAUGGAAAGGAAGAGCUCCAGUAAAUCUAAAGUGGAGGACGUGCAGGCAUCGGAAGAGGAGACUCGGCAGAUGAGGCUUGAACAAGAGAGAAUAAAGGCCAAGACACAGGAAUUCUGGGAGCAGCAGGCAAAGGAGCGAGAAUAUGCCGAAAUCCAGGAUGUCGUCAGCCGCACCUUCAGCUCGGACGAGGAACACACUUACGCCGGUAUCGGAUCGUUGGACUCGUCUGCAGACAGCAGCAUGGAUGUUUACAGCCAUCCCUACCAUCUCCCCCAGAGUCCCCAGAGCCCUCACCCUACCCUGAACCUGGAGAGCAACGGUCCAACCGUGGAGGCGCUGUACGCCCAGGUCAACAAAGCUCGGGGUGGACGUCCCGCAGCUUCAGACAGUCAGAUGACUCCCAGUAACCACGACCGGAUACAGCAGUUGAAGCAUGAGUUCCAGCAGGCCCAGCAGGAGGAAGACCUUGAAGAUCAUCAGCACACACACAGCUUUGACCAGUCCUGGAUAAGCAAUGGGACGGAGACCCACAGCGGACGGCAUUCAGCAUCUGUUGAGACCCAGGUCCAGAAACAGCAGCAAGAAGACAGAGAUGGUUUCCAGCAACCACAGAGGCAGUACAACUCACUGCCACGGUACCCUCGUAAGAACCACAGCACAGUGUCCCAGGACUCAUGGGACAGAGUGUAUGCAGCACCUGAGGGAUUCCAGACACCAAAAGGGAACCCUCACUACUCCGGUGGCCAGGGGUCUCGCAACAGUUACCUCGGAGCGUCCAGCUUUAACGCUCGUGUCCUCUUAGAGACCCAGGAGUUGCUGAGACAAGAGCAAAGACGCAGAGAGCAGGAGGCCAACAAAGCCAGAUUGUCCAUGGUGCAGGAAGCCCCCAAAGGCAGCCCUCAGGCCUCUACGAUCCCGGUCCCUGUACUGGCCCCACGGCCUUUGUCUAAGGGCCCCUACAGGCAGGACGUCCCCCCAUCACCUUCUCAGCUGGCCAAGUUCAGCUGGCGUCAGGGUUCAGAGAAAGGAAGGCUGUUUUAUUCCUGAGACAAGCUUUUCUAUAAAACAUAGAGAUGCAAAGUUUUUAUGAGUUGGUUCUUAUGAACUUUUUAUAUUUUUAAAAAAAAGAGUUUUUUUUUUUAGAAAAGAAAUGAUUUGAAAGGUUUUUAUUGUUCAGAAUUAUGUAUAAAAGUGCCUUUUGAUUGUUCACCUCUACUAGGCAUCAGCCACCCAACCCCCUCUUGUUAUGCCCUCCAUCUGACGUGCAGGAAAGCAGACAUGGCAGCAGAAGGUUCUGGGUCGGGCCGCUGCUGCGUCGCUAUCUGACAGCAGUCUGACCCGAGCAACAUAACCUGGAGAGCGUGACAUGUUGUGUACCACCUGGCUGAUGGCAGGAAUCCUCCUGGAGUUCAUGUUUGUCUGAAUUACUUUUACUCUUCAUGUGGACUUUAUCAAUCAAGUCGGUGUGUGUGUGUGUUUGUGUGUGUGUGUUGGCAGACACCGAUGUGCAGACAGCGAGCGGAGUUUAAGAAGCUUGUGUGAAAUGUAGAGUCAGAGCUUAGAUUUUGGGCAUGAGUGGCCACCCCCGCCUCACUUCAGGGAAAUGUCCCUUUUGGUUUCAGAUACAGCACUUAGAGUCGGUGCCCUCCUUCCAACCCCUCCUCCCCCCUUCUUCUUCUCUUGUAUUCACUAUGAUAAUCCUGAAUUCCCUCUUCCUCCCGGCUGGCUGCUUUAUCUGAGUUUUUUCUCCUCACACUGUCGCCCUCACCAUUCCGCUCUCUCAGUGGAGGAAAACAGCUUUAGAUCUUCUUUAUUCUGCAGUUCUGCUUCGCUCACCCAGAAAAGAAGCAGCAGUAUAAACGAGGUCAGGUCUGGGUUAUUAAUUAAUGUGCUUCAUCAAAAAUGAAUGCACCCCUUUGUGUAUGUUUGUUGUGUGAGAAGAGGGGAGAGAAACAACGACCUUACCUGCAUGACUCCAGCCCUGCCUUCGCCUGGAAUGGUCGUAACCAAAUCCUGUUUUAGGUGCCUGAGCUGCUCCUUGAUGAACAUUUUAUUCAGAUUGUUGCAGGGAAACCACAUCCGCUGCGAAGUAGGUGGCCUCAGUGUGGGCCCACAUGGCCGAGGCCACUUACAAUAGAGCUGAUUUUGUUUUUCCCUCAUGAUUGUAUCCAUUGAUAAGAAACCUCUCAGGAGCUUUUCAUGGUUCAAUCAAUAAUUAGUGGUCUAUUUUUCAAAGUGUGUGUUUACGUUCAUGUCUGUUUGUGGCCGUGUUCGUGUAUUUCCAUCCUCACAAAGACGAGAAUUCCUUUGUUAGACUUUAAUGUGGGGGGAAAGUUCUGUGGAGGAUAAUUGUUGGGUCAUGGUAAAACCAGCUUCACAUGCAGAUAAAGCAUUGUCAUUAAUCACUUUGUUAUAUUAAUAAACCACACACUUGUGCUGUGAAUUUCACCACUAUAUCAUUACCAUCCAUUCUUAAAAAAGCAAACCUGUUGUAACAGUUAUUACAAGACAAUAUGGUGCUUAAUGAUGAAUGUGUUAAACAUUUUAUAAGCUGUGAAAGAAAGUAACAUGUGGAUGGAGGCUGAUGAUUGUGUUCGCAUCCAUUCACCCAUUAUCUACACCCAAUAUUCCAAUGCAGGGCUGCGGGGUGGGGGGGUGGAGCCUUUCCUUUGCUACUAGGUGAGAAGCAGAGCACAUCCUGGAAGGCUCGCCAGUCAAUCGCAGGGCCAACACAGGGAGGAUGUAUUUACAUAAAUGUUAAUAUACAGGCUGUAUGUUGAUAACUUGUCAUGUUUUGUUGGUUUUUCUUUACUUUUAUUUGAGUCUUGUGUUUUGGUUUCUUGUCUUACAUCCUUGUAUGUUCUGUUCUCUUUAGUUCCCGAUCUUACUUUGCUGCUCGCUUCACCUGCUCCUCGUUUAGUUCGUUCUCCUCAGUGUAUACUCGUGGCUUUGUUUUGUUCUCUCCCAGGUCGUCAUCAUCACUGUGGCGUCUUUCUUUCCUUGUCUUCAUGGGUUUUUCCUCUGUCCUGUUUAUCUGUUUAUUCAUUUGGUUUGUGUUCCUGCUGUAGCAGUGCCUUUUGUUUUGGACCAAUAAACUUCUGAUGCUUUCAUCUGCCCUCCUGAACUUUGAUUUUAUCUAAGGACAGGUUUUAGAGUGCAUCAGUAAUAGCAGUGGUUCCCAAUAUUUUUCUGCAGGGCCCCAGUUUCAUUGAUAGCAACAAUUUUAACAUCAACCUCCCCCCGAUCCCCGCCCCCCCACCCCGAUCACACUACCACAUACACCUCAAUGCUUACAAAGAAACAAAGAAUUGUGCCCCAAAAUAGUCUUAAGUGUACUGGCAGCUUCUUUGUUAACUACAGUUAAAACCAUGUCAGUAACAGAAGGAAAUAUCAUCUCCUCUGCUGUAGUGUGAGGUGGUUUUAAACCAGGAAACGCUGCGAUAUAUGACAGCUGAGCAGGUUAUUUCUAAAGUAAUGGCUUUUCUUUGUGUUCAGGAUGAGACAUCCCCAAGUGCUGUUAUAACUUAUUUGGCUUCUUAGUGUCAGAUGCUGAUAUAUUGAGACAUUAUUUGACCAUUACCUGGUCAAGCCCAGGUCAAGAUACGCCUCAUCUUAUUUAGUUUCUUUUCUUUUGGUAGAUGAUAUCUCUGUUUUUGAUUCAUCAUCGUUUGCUCAGUGGUAAUUUUACAAAUUUGUCCACGUUUUUUAGCCUUGCUGUGCUCCCCCCUGGGGGCCCGCACCCCAGUUUGAGAACCACUGAGUUAUGGUGAGAAGCUAGCUAAUAAAAGCGGGGGCAGGGGGUCCAUGGCUUUUGGAUAGUUAUGUGGAGAGGGUCUUUAAGGAAAAAGUUGGGAACCACUGCAUUAGGCGAAGGUCCAACUGCAGGUCUAAAAGCCCAACUACUGUGACAUUACAUCUAGUCAAACUGGUCCCUACACUGCCCCUACUGGUUACUGGAAUACUGCACUCCUCCAGAAAACUGACCCAAACCUGCGUUUAGGUGUAAGACCAGCAUUCAGAUUAAGAGACAACUCCUGUGUUUACUACUACUACCUAGUAUUUGACACUGUAUGGUGAGAGCAUGGAUUAGGAAAUGAACAAUAUUCAUGUGUAAAUAUAACAAGUGUUGAUAAGAAUAAAUAAAAUACAUCAGUUGAGCUUGUUUUACCACCAAUUUUUGUAGGUUGGCAUGUGUUUAUGUGUCUGUAAACAGUGCCAGUAAGUGGAUUCUCCAACAUGUCUGUCUCAGCAGCCAUGUGACCUGCUUGGCUGCUGAGUGGGUGAGCAGCAGAGGAGUAGGAGGGAGAGAAGAUGGGAGGCCUGACCUCGUACAUGAUUCAGUCAAUGGUGUAAUCACUACCAUUCCUCUGAGUCUUCAGUACAAACAAGGGGUUACCAGCGAGGCACUGCUCACUUUUACUGUCUCCUUUUCUUAUUUAUCGUAGUCAUCUUUUUUCAUCUGUCAGUUUAUGGGUGUAUUUUUUAUUUUUUUUCUGGACAGAUUUUCCUGUUAAUAAAAAUGGUGGCUGUUGUGUGUGUGUGUGUGUGUGUGUGUGUGUGUCAGUGUGAGGGGGAGGCUGGGAUGGGGGGUCAUCAGCAGCUGUUUUAGAUGAUGUUUCAUGUGUCUCCAUCAUGAACUGGAGGGGUGCUUGCAAUAAUGAGUUUUAUUUUUUCCCCCAUGGUAUGCAAAUCUGAUAAUAUCCCAUAAUGCACAUUUAUUAUUCGUGUUGUAUAAUUAAUGUUUCUGCAUCUCUGUUGUGACAUAUGGAUUUUCCCAUAAAGCUAUUGUUUAAGAGGGUUUUUUGGGUCCUGGGCGAGAUGAGAAUAUAUUAUUGUUUCACUGUGUUUUAUUAUCCACAAUAUGGUACUAUGCUGGUGAAGAAGACUAAUGUAAGCACUGUGCAAUUUUCCUUUUUACAACAGUGUAUCAUUAAGAAAUGUUUCUGCUGUUUUCUGUACAUACAGUAUUAACUUUUCACUGAAUAAAUUGAGGGUAGUUUCAGUCCUUGUAACAAUAA